This is a messenger RNA of Rosa chinensis, 3975 nucleotides long. RefSeq lists its product as uncharacterized. The record is from RefSeq and is a predicted model, not a curated record. Gene Ontology annotation, biological process: proteolysis. Gene Ontology annotation, molecular function: aspartic-type endopeptidase activity; RNA-DNA hybrid ribonuclease activity; nucleic acid binding. The transcript is spliced from 4 exons. NCBI's taxonomy places the organism in Eukaryota, Viridiplantae, Streptophyta, Magnoliopsida, Rosales, Rosaceae. Bases 1 to 3975 code for a protein of 1324 amino acids.
AUGUAUGUACAUCCAGCUAAUUACGACGAGCUGAUAGCCACUGCCAUCAGACACGCCCAGGCCGAAUUCGAAACAUACGGGGACACCCCCAGACCAGAGCUAAGAUUGUCCGCAUCGGCCUCGAUGGUCAGGGAUGAGCCACGAAAGAGGGAGUGGGUCCAUAGUCAUGAUAGGUCACCCUAUACCUCGAACAAAAGAAGCAAGGAGUCCUCAUCCAAGUCUAAUAGUUACGGGACCGCUCACCCCCAUCGGGAAUCGAGGGUACAGCAGGCCUCGCGGACACCACCACCACCCCGGUAUGAAGUAUUCACGAUCCUCAACGCUUCGUACGAGACUAUUUGGAACGAAAACAGAGAUGAGAUACCGGGACCACCCCCAAGGAAGUUCCCGAAAAGUAAACUUACCCAGCAGGAUACCGGAAAAUUCUGCACUUAUCAUGAGGAUGCUGGACACAAUACCAAUCUCUGCGUUGCUUUAAAAAAUACAGUCGAGUCCCUCAUCCAGAGGGGCAAGCUUCAACGAUACCUACCUGCCAAGGAGAUAGGAGCUGUAGACGUGUACGGCCAGAUCUUCACGAUCCACGGCGGGGGCCCGAAGGAGUUGCCUCCCAAGGGGAAGAAACGAAAUUCUAGUUUCGGCCGUCCGGAAGUUUUCAACUUCCACAAGGCCCCGCAGCAAGACGGUGGCACCAGGCGGACAUCAGUGACAUUCCUACAGGAGGAGGAAGCAGAUUUGAAGAUGCCCCAUGAUGAUCCCUUCCUAAUCACACUCCAAAUGGACCACUAUAUAAUGUCUCGGGUGCUCGUGGACACCGGGGCCUCAGUUAGCAUAUUAUUUCACGAUGCAUACAAAGCUUUGAACAGAGGAAGAGCCCAGCCGUCACAAGAUAAUGAGCCCCUCAUUAGUUUUUUAGGAGAUAUUGUCCAACCACUCGAAUCAGAUUACCUAUCGAUCACGAUAGGCGAAAGUCCAAAUUGUUCAACCAUCAAAACAGAGUUCAUCGUAGUGGACUGCGUCUCGUCCUAUAAUGCUAUCCUAGGCCGGCCGGCACUCUGGCGUCUGAAAACGUUCAUAGUAGGUCACAUGCUGAUGAUGAAAGUGCCGACCCCGGCUGGCACUGCUACGAUCCGGGGUGAUCAGGCCGCUGCGAGGAAAUGCUAUUCUCUUACUGUAUCUCGCGGUAAGGGAAAGUCUGAAAUGUUGCACGUAGCUACGAACCCUCUGAUGGAUAGGUACGAGGAUCCCAGAGAUGAUACCGGUUCAAACGAAGAACGGCCUAGUGCCGUAGAAGACAUUGAAGAGGUGGUGCUAUCAGAGCAGUUCCCGGACAAAACUGUUAGGAUUGGUACUAGGCUGUCCCCGGUUGUUAGGGAAGGGUUGAUCUCCUUUCUCCGUUCCAACACAUCCGCAUUCGCCUGGUCAUAUGAGGACAUGCCCGGUAUACCGAUGGAGAUAGCCACACAUAAUCUUAGUAUUGUUCCUUUCUCGACACCGAUAAGACAAAAGCGAAGGGCCUUCACACACGAUAAGUACCGGGCUAUCCAGGUUGAAGUAAAGAAGUUGAUAGCCAUCAACUUUGUCAGGGAAGUAACAUACCCCCGGUGGUUGGCCAACGUGGUCCUGCUACCAAAGAAAUCCCCAGGAUCAUGGCGCAUGUGUGUGGACUACACGAACCUCAACCAAGCGUGCCCCAAGGACAGCUUCCCGCUCCCGCAAAUUGACCAAUUAAUCGACUCCACUGCUGGGUACCGGUUACUCAGUUUCAUGGAUGCGUUCAGUGGAUACAACCAAAUUCGAAUGAACCCAGCAGACGAGGAGUACACUGCCUUUACCACAGACAAAGGUCUCUAUUGCUACCAAGUAUACGUGGACGACAUGCUGGUAAAAAGUUUAACUUCGGAGGAUCACGUAUCCAACUUAUCAAUCGUCUUCACCAUCAUAUUGCGCAAUGGUAUGCGGUUUAACCCACAGAAGUGCAUCUUCGGGGUCGAGGUAGGAAAAUUUCUUGGGUACAUCAUUAGCCACAGGGGAAUUGAGGCCAAUCCGGAGAAGCACGUCGAGGUAAUAUCCUGGACAACAGAACACGAGGCUGCAUUUCUUGGCCUGAAGGCAUACUUGUCAGAGGUACCUCUACUCUACAAACCGGUUCCAGGAGAAAUGCUCUACAUAUAUCUGGCGGCAUCAUCAACAGCUGUGAGCUCAGUUCUGAUUAGGAAGGACUCCGAUUGCGAGUACCCAUUGUACUAUGCUGGGAAAGGUUACACUGGUGCAGAAUCCAGGUACCCGGACAUUGAAAAAGUGGCACUAGCUCUCCUGGUAUCAACCCGGAAGCUCAGACAUUACUUCCAAGCACACUCAGUCACCAUUUACACUAAUCACCCAUUGAGGCAGGUUUUGCAGAAACCAGAGACAUCGGGCAGGUUAAUUAAAUGGGCCAUCGAGCUUGGGGAGUUCGAUAUCAAGUACCAGCCCCGGACAGAUAUUAAGGGCCAGGCAGCAGCAGAUUUUAUUUCCGAGUCAAUUCCCUCCCAUAACCCACCCCUGGAAUCACCUAAACCGCUGGCCCUAGAUCCACCUCCGCUAAGCACUUGGCGAUUAUACGUUGAUGGCGCGUCUAACAAGAAAACCAGUGGAGCCGGUAUCCUGCUAAUUAGCCGGGACGAUCAAGUAUACGAAUACGCCCUCAAAUUUGCCUUCAAAGCAUCCAACAAUGCCGCAGAGUACGAGGCACUCAUAACAGGUCUGCAGAUCACCCGGGAACUAGGGGUACAACACCUUAGUAUCUUCAGUGAUUCUCAGUUAGUCGUAAAACAGGUCAGCGGUAACUUCGAGGCAAAUGAGCCCCAAAUGUCCUCAUACCAGGCCUUAGCCCGGGCAUUAGUUCAGAGGUUUACCUCCUACAUUUUUACCCAAAUACCGAGGGCAGAAAACGACAAAGCAGACGCCCUUGCAAAGCUCGCAUCAACUUCUCCAAGCCCUACCUAUGGGGCCACUAAGGUCGAAAUACUCGCAGGACCUAGCACUUCUAAGACGGUAUCAGAAGUAUUUGCGGUGGAUCACACAACUUCAUGGAUGGACCCAAUUUUGAAAUACAUGGUCGACGGCCUGGCACCGGAUGAUAAGGUCGAGGCCAGAAGACUACAGCUAAGGUCAGCUCGAUACAUGAUCAUGAAUGGCAAACUGUACAGAAGAGGGCAUUGCUUUCCAAAUCUGAAGUGUGUAACACCGGAGGAAGGUCAAAAAAUAAUGAAGGACAUUCACGCUGGUGUAUGCGGUAACCAUGCCGGAGCCAGAUCCCUUGCACACAAGACCCUAAGGGCAGGAUAUUUCUGGCCAAACAUGUCGGCCCUGGCCCAAACAAUAUCCAGUUCGUGCCACAAAUGCCAAAUGUAUGCAAAUAUCCCAAGGGCACCGCCCAUCGCCCUUUCCAUCCUCCUUGCACCAUGGCCGUUCUGUCAGUGGGGUUUGGACUUGAUUGGUAAACUUCCCACAGUAAUGGGACAGUUCAAAUACGCCAUCGUUGUUGUGGACUACCAAACAAAGACCACGGCAACGGAGGCCACCGGAGAGACCCCUUUCUGCAUGGCUUUUGGAUCAAAAGCAGUACUACCUAUUGAAACACAAAUCCAGAGCCCCCGGAUCGAAUACUUCGAUGCGGGCACCAACUCAGAAGGCCUGCACCUCGAUGCUGAUUUACUCGAGGAACGAAGAGAUGUGGCACACAUGCAUAACUUGGCAAACAAGCGGAGGAUAGCUCGUUACUACGAUGCCAAGGUACAGUCCCGGACAUUAAAGUUGGGGGAUUGGGUCAUGAAGCAAGUCUACCCAGAGCCCCGGGGACUGGAUCCAUCCUGGACAGACCCUUACGAGAUCAUUGAAGAGGUAGGCCCCGCAACCUUUUUCAUCCGGGACAUGAACGGGGUCGUUUCCAGGCAUCCAUGGAAUACCCAGCGCCUGCGGUACUAUUACAAGUAG